UGCAACUGACGUGGUUUCUGGGCGCUAGUCCAGGCGGCUCUGAGUUGGCUUCGAGAGACUUCAGAGAUCCACUCAUCCGCCCUGCCCUUCAUCCCUUUCUUAAAAAGACAAUCCGUGCCGCAGCAGCACAAAUAUUCCUCAAUUCACAUACCUUCCCACCUCAACCAGCUUAUCGACUCACCUUCAUCAGCCAUUGGGCUAAUUGAUGGACACAAUGGGCCAGAAGAACUACAAGCGGCUGUACUACAACCUCCUGCGCUCUCAGGAAAACGACGCACAAGUUCAGGAGAUCCCGAUAACAGAAUACCCUCAGCCGGAGAUAAGCUGCUACACGACACCGAUUGCCACCGUUGUCAUCGGUCAAACCCACUUCAAGAUAGCUGAAUACCACCUGCGCCCUUAUUCAAGCUUAUCACACAACUCAUCGGAACUCCAUAUCAGCGACAUCAAUGAAGAUAUCGGACAUACGUUCAUUCACUUUCUCAGCACCGGCUGCUAUGAAACACUCAAGCCCACCGAUCUUGGCCCGGAGAAUUGCCCUUGGGCUCGCGAAUUCGAGCGCAGCGUUUAUGCCUAUCAUGCUGCGAGGCGCUACAGCAUCUUCGGACUCGAGGAACACGCUAAACGGUAUAUGCUGACUUUCAGCGAAGAAGUGUCAACGCGACAACUUCUGAAGACUGUUAGCAAGGUGUACUCGGAACUUCCAGGCCACGAUUCAUGGUUUGAGAGUUUCAUCCGGGACAAGCUCGCUGCUGCUUUCGAAAAGGAUGAAUUCAGCUUCAGGUACCGAGUCGUGCGCGACGGCCUGGGCUCUGAUGACGAUUUCAACCGAUUCUUAAUGUACACGACUCUGGAGAUCUACGCGGAUAAACUGACUUCGCUGCGGGAGACCGCACCGAACGGACACCACCAGACCAACGGCCAUGCAGAAAUCCCUUCCGAGGAGAAAGGUCCUGCUGAAGAAAAGCAGUCGACCACCGAAUCUCCGGAUGAUAAGGAUGAGAGCUCGCCACGGUAUUCCAAUGAGCCGCUUUCCGCAGAUGACACCCCAACUGUCGUAAAUGCUGUGAACUCACGGCCCCAGUCGCCGAUCCCACCUUCAACGGCUUUCUUAGCCUCUCCGGCCCAGAAUGGAUACAAUUGGGCGUCAUCUUGCAGUGAUUCUCCCCCUAGGGAGUUUCCGGCAUUUGCUCCUUCGCCCCCUUUGAUUAGGCGAGAGACUGUAGACUGGGCAGAUCCGGAUCCAGAGCCAGAGCGAGAACCAAGCUUUCGGCCAGAGACGGAGCCGCCAACUACAGAUCAAAAGCCAGAUCGGGAGCUUGAGUCGGAGCAAACGCCAAAGCAAGAGCUCGAGCAGAAGCCAGAGCUGGAGAUAGAGCAAAGACCCGAGUCGGUGCUGGAACAAGAGCCAGAGCCCGUACCUGAGCCAAAACCCGAGCAAAAGCCCGAGGCGCAGCCGCAGACACAGCCGCCAUUGCAACCCCUCCCUCCACCGGACCUCAAACGAAAGACAGAACCCGAGCCCGUGAUCAAAACGGAGCCAGAGUUAAAGUCAGUACCACUCCCGAAGCCGGCGCCUGGAAAUCAGGCAGCACCGGCAGAGCAGCCCGCUCAGCCUAAAAAAAAGAACAAGCCCAACUCACACAGAAGGAAGAAGAAGAACGCCCAAAUGCAUGCAGCGGCUGCUCAGCAAGCUGGGCCACAAGCCAACGGGUCGGCCGCGAAGCCAUAAUUCUGAUGGUAAAGAUGCUAAGAAGCGGCCUGAGACUCUGCCGUUAUUCACCAAGCCUAAAUCCCACGCUCUUUUGGAAUAUUCUCAAGUCACCCAUCGGUCACAUAUCCUCGG
Messenger RNA from Aspergillus eucalypticola CBS 122712, 1846 nucleotides. RefSeq lists its product as uncharacterized. The record is from RefSeq and is a predicted model, not a curated record. NCBI's taxonomy places the organism in Eukaryota, Fungi, Ascomycota, Eurotiomycetes, Eurotiales, Aspergillaceae. The transcript is spliced from 2 exons. The coding region runs from base 206 to 1732 and encodes 508 amino acids.